Molecule: messenger RNA, 1938 nt
Organism: Manis pentadactyla (Chinese pangolin)
Lineage: Eukaryota; Metazoa; Chordata; Mammalia; Pholidota; Manidae
Gene: NDUFS2
Product: NADH:ubiquinone oxidoreductase core subunit S2
Exons: 14
Coding region: 347-1738 (463 amino acids)
Biological process (GO): mitochondrial electron transport, NADH to ubiquinone
Molecular function (GO): NAD binding; quinone binding; NADH dehydrogenase (ubiquinone) activity
Source: RefSeq, a predicted model, not a curated record
ACCGGGAGCGCGAGCGGGCUGCGGCCGAGCGGGCAGCGCGGGGCUCCCGCAGACGGCCUGGCGGGACGGCGCCAAAGCCGGGCUGCCCCUGGCGGAAGCGGCGCGCUUCCCCUGCUCCCGCCGGCGAGGGUCAGCGCGGAGCCGGAGCCGAGCGGAGCUCGGCCACCGUUAUUUAGGCGAAAGCGAAGCCGAGGGGCAGAACCCGGAUGUGGUCCGGGUCGCAGUCGGCAACCUCGCCAGCUUCCAAGAGGGCGGCUGCGGCGCGGCAAUAGGUGCGAGGCGCCCACGGAGGGGCGCAGGAGGCACUUCCGCCCGGCUCUCCUUCCCGCAGGCUGCGGCGGCUAAGAUGGCGGCGCUGAGGGCGCUGUGCAGCCUCCGGGGCGCUGCGGCCCCCGGGCUGCGGCCCGGGGCUGGCGGCCGCGUGCCGACGCAGCCCAGCAGAGGUUCUCGGCAAUGGCAGCCAGAUGUGGAAUGGGCAGAGCAGCUUGGGAGAGCUGUCAUGUACCCCACCAAGGAGACGGCCCACUGGAAGCCUCCACCUUGGAAUGAUGUGGACCCUCCGAAGGAAACUCUGGUGUCAAACCUGACCCUGAACUUUGGGCCCCAGCACCCAGCGGCGCAUGGAGUCCUGCGGCUAGUGAUGGAACUGAGUGGGGAGAUGGUGCGGAAGUGUGACCCUCACAUCGGGCUGCUGCACCGAGGCACUGAGAAGCUCAUUGAAUACAAGACCUAUCUGCAGGCCCUUCCAUACUUUGACCGGCUGGACUAUGUGUCCAUGAUGUGUAACGAACAGGCCUAUUCACUGGCUGUGGAGAAGUUGCUCAAUAUCCAGCCUCCACCCCGGGCCCAGUGGAUCCGAGUGCUGUUUGGAGAAAUCACACGGCUAUUGAACCACAUUAUGGCUGUGACCACACAUGCCUUAGACAUUGGGGCCAUGACCCCUUUCUUCUGGAUGUUUGAAGAAAGGGAGAAGAUGUUUGAGUUCUACGAGCGAGUGUCUGGGGCUCGGAUGCAUGCUGCCUACGUCAGGCCGGGAGGUGUGCACCAGGACCUACCCCUGGGGCUCAUGGAUGACAUUUACGAGUUUUCUAAGAACUUCUCUCUCCGGGUUGAUGAAUUGGAGGAGAUGCUGACCAACAACAGGAUCUGGCGAAAUCGGACAGUCGACAUUGGGGUUGUGACAGCAGAAGAUGCACUUAACUAUGGCUUUAGUGGGGUGAUGCUCCGGGGCUCAGGCAUCCAGUGGGACCUGCGAAAGACCCAGCCCUAUGACGUUUAUGAUCAGGUGGAGUUUGAUGUGCCUAUUGGCUCUCGAGGGGACUGUUAUGAUAGGUACCUGUGUCGGGUGGAGGAGAUGCGCCAGUCCCUUCGAAUCAUCUUACAGUGUCUGAACAAGAUGCCUCCUGGGGAGAUCAAGGUCGAUGAUGCCAAAGUGUCUCCACCUAAACGAGCAGAGAUGAAGACUUCUAUGGAGUCACUGAUUCAUCACUUUAAGCUGUAUACCGAGGGCUACCAAGUUCCUCCAGGGGCCACGUACACUGCCAUCGAGGCUCCUAAGGGAGAAUUUGGGGUGUAUUUGGUGUCUGAUGGCAGCAGCCGCCCUUAUCGAUGCAAGAUCAAGGCUCCUGGUUUUGCCCACUUGGCUGGUUUGGACAAGAUGUCUAAGGGACACAUGUUGGCGGACGUCGUUGCCAUCAUAGGUACCCAAGAUAUUGUGUUUGGAGAAGUAGAUCGGUGAGCAGGGGAGCAGCAUUUGAUCCCCUUGCCUGUCUGCUUCCUCUGGGGAGCCUGUCCAUCAUCGGAAAUGGGACUGUGUGUGUGUCUGUGUCUGUGUAUGUAUGUAUACAUACAUGAACACUUAGCUGUCAGGCUUCCUGUGCAUGUACUAGAAAAGAAGAAAUUAUAAUAAAUGAGCCGUCUUUCGGCCCCAUGCCCAAA